UUGUAAUCGAACUCGAUUUGACCUAAUAUAAAAUAUAGAUUAAUAAUAAUGAAAAACUAAUACUCAUAAGUUACAAAAUUCGAUUUUAAAUGGACCUGAUAACUUGAAUGAAUGAUAAUCUGUAUGUUAAAUGUUCAAAAGGUUUGGUUGUCAAAGUUUGAGUUGCCAUAAGUUUGGUUGCCAAAGGUCGGUGAAUAUGCUUGUUCCUUGCCACAUUUGGAUUAUGUAAGGAAUAAUCCCAUGAAAUUCAACGGUUUUAUUCGAAUCUAAGUCUAAUCAGUCGAAUCAAUCAAAACCAAAAUUUCCUAGUGUAUGCCCAUUUGCAUCAUUCUUGAGUACUCUCCAAAUUGUUCUCAGUUGUGAUCCAUGCCUUUUCGCCGCUGUUUCUCUUCCUUCACCCUUUUCCUCAACACUUUUCUUUUAUCUUCUUUAACCAAAUCUUCUUCGACCACGACAACUAUAUAUACAUCAAUACGAUUGUGAUUUGCAAAACAAUUUGUACUUUCAAUCAAACUACAAUCUUCCAACAUCUUUUCGGCUGUUUUUCCUUCUAAAUUAUCUAUGGCUUCUGUCUAUCUAUCUCCUCCUUCUGCUGCUAUCUGCAAUUCUCAAGCUAGUAUAAACCAUGAUUCAUGGAAUAGAUUGAAUGCUACAAAAUUAAGCUUAGCUGGAGGAUUAAAGUCAAAUUUAGACAUGGUUUGUUUAGGGAGCAAAUCAAUGCGGAAGGGAAAGGGAACUUUUAGAACUUGGGCUGCUGUUGUUUCUGGAGAAGGUGACCUUUUCUCUUACUCGAGCAAUACUGGUGUCUUGGGCCACAAUGAGAUGCUAGCUGAUGCUGUAGCAUUAGGGGCACUCUCUGCAGAUACCGCUCCAACAUCUGUGGGGUUCGCUAUGGAGGAUGAUGAGUGUGAUUUAGAUCGCCCAACUCCGGGCUUUGCUUCCAUUCCUGAGGCUAUUGAAGAUGUUCGUCAAGGAAAGAUGGUAAUUGUUGUAGAUGAUGAAGACAGAGAAAAUGAAGGAGAUUUGAUCAUGGCAGCGGAGUUAGCGACACCAGAAGCUAUGGCGUAUUUCGUUAAGCAUGGAACUGGAAUUGUUUGUGUUAGUAUGCAAGAAAAAGACUUGGAGAGACUGCAACUUCCUCUUAUGGUAGCAAGCAAGGAUAAUGAGGAGAAGCUUUGCACAGCAUUUACUGUGACUGUCGAUGCAAAACAUGGUACAACUACCGGUGUAUCUGCCAGUGAUCGGGCAAUCACAGUGAAAGCCCUUGCAUCAAGGGAAUCCACGCCUGGGGACUUCAAUCGCCCUGGCCAUAUUUUUCCAUUGAAGUAUAGAGAGGGCGGUGUUCUGAAGAGAGCAGGACACACUGAAGCUUCUGUUGAUUUUGCUAUGUUAGCUGGACUAAAUCCUGUUGCAGUAAUUUGCGAGAUUGUGGAUGAUGAUGGCUCAAUGGCUAGAUUGCCUAGGCUUCGAGAAUUCGCAGAGAAGGAAAACCUCAAGAUUGUAUCUAUUGCUGAUCUAAUAAGAUACCGGAGGAAGAGAACCCAAUUAGUAGAACGUUCUUCAGCAGCGAGGAUCCCUACGAUGUGGGGACCUUUCACAGCUUACUGUUACAAGUCGUACCUUGAAGGCAUAGAGCAUAUUGCAAUGGUUAAGGGAGAAAUAGGAGAUGGGCAGGAUAUUUUGGUGAGAGUUCAUUCAGAAUGCCUUACAGGAGACAUAUUUGGUUCAGCCAGAUGCGACUGUGGAAACCAGCUUGCUCUUGCAAUGAAGCAGAUAGAGGCUGCUGGAAGGGGAGUGUUGGUCUAUCUACGUGGGCAUGAAGGCAGGGGAAUCGGUUUAGGGCAUAAACUUCGUGCGUAUAAUCUGCAGGAUGCUGGUCGUGAUACUGUCGAAGCCAAUGAAGAACUGGGAUUGCCUGUUGACUCAAGAGAGUACGGAAUUGGUGCACAGAUAUUGGGGGAUUUGGGUGUCAGAACAAUGAAAUUGAUGACGAACAACCCAGCAAAAUAUGUAGGGCUCAAGGGCUAUGGCCUUGCUGUAUCUGAGAGAGUACCUCUUAUCACUCCCAUAACCAAGGAAAAUCAAAGAUACCUGGAAACUAAGCGUAAGAAGAUGGGUCAUGUCUAUGGCCUAGACUUAAUUAGCAAUGGUAGUCGUUCGAAGACUGAAAAUGACAAACCCAACACGAACAGUUCACCAGAUGCUGCAGUUUAACUUGUAGAAUAGUCUUGCUAUGAUGUUUUCACUAAUUGAAAUCCAGAAGCAAUGCAUUUGGUAGCUGCUUCACAAUCAGAAUGCGCAAUAUCAGCUGAUUGUCUAUUACUUUUAUAGUUUUUCUGUAUUAAUCAAGAAAGAUCCUUGAUGUUUUUGUAAUAUGAUAUCAUUUUUUUCUCUUCUUUAUGUGUAAAAUAGGUUUGAGAAAGGAUCAAGAAUGUAAUUUCGUCUACUUUUCAUUCAAUGAAAUAACGAGUUUUUGCAUAAAAA
Messenger RNA from Amaranthus tricolor (Joseph's coat), 2484 nucleotides. Its product is annotated as bifunctional riboflavin biosynthesis protein RIBA 1, chloroplastic-like. The coding region runs from base 562 to 2214 and encodes 550 amino acids. Gene Ontology annotation, biological process: riboflavin biosynthetic process. Gene Ontology annotation, cellular component: chloroplast. Gene Ontology annotation, molecular function: 3,4-dihydroxy-2-butanone-4-phosphate synthase activity; GTP cyclohydrolase II activity. Lineage: Eukaryota; Viridiplantae; Streptophyta; Magnoliopsida; Caryophyllales; Amaranthaceae. The transcript is spliced from 7 exons. The record is from RefSeq and is a predicted model, not a curated record.